Marmota flaviventris (yellow-bellied marmot) is the source of this 723-nucleotide messenger RNA. NCBI's taxonomy places the organism in Eukaryota, Metazoa, Chordata, Mammalia, Rodentia, Sciuridae. The record is from RefSeq and is a predicted model, not a curated record.
UGCUUUGCCAUCUGCUGCUCCACAGCCUAAUUGGAACUAUGGUGCUCAGACUCUUUGUAUCAGUUGUUCUCUUCAUAUAUGAACUUCUGGACUCAUCGGACUCUGAAGGAAUCACAGCUCUGACUCUUCCAGAUACUGGCCCAUGGCUGUGCCAGCCAAUUCCCAGGUGUGGGGAUAGGAUCUACAACCCCUUGGAGCAGUGCUGCAAUGAUGACACCAUCCUGCCCCUGAACCGGACCCAGCUCUGUGGCUUCAACUGCAUCUACUGGCCUUGCUUUGAGCUCUGCUGUCCUGAGUCCUUUGGCCCCCGGAAGAACUUUAUUUUGAAGCUGAAAGUUCUGGGUGUGCACUCCCAGUGCCACUCAUCCCCCAUCUCCUGGAACUGUGGCAAAGAGAUGUUUUCCCAAAGAUAUAGAAGAAAUGCAACUUUCUCUAAGGCCACUCACCAGGAGAGACCGAGGCUCCAGCAUAGCCAUGUUUCUCCUGCCCAGGAUGUGAUGACCAUACAUGGUCCACUCCAAGGAGAGUGAUCUGUCUGAAAAGCGAAUAUAGGAGCUGAUCCAAGGAAGUCAAGGUCCACUGCAAUGUACUAAGAAGACUGAAGCCCUGCUGACGGAGACCACCCAGCUGCAUCCUCACUGCCUCUUUUCCCUCCUGUUUUGAGGAGCCAGCCCCUCUAUCUCCUUCCAGAGUACUUUGAAUAAACUUUAUUCCCCCUACCAA